AACAGUAAAAAUGCUGAAAAGGGUUUGUCAUUUGGAUCACGUGACUAACUUUAUUUAAAGCCUCGUUUUGCGAAGAUCAUCCACAGAACAUAUUCCUUAGAACAGUAAUCAGGUACGUUUGGGGAACGAUUUCAAAUGGCUUUCUCUAAAGCGACUUUAAAAUAUUUGAUUGGAAUCAACUCGGAUAUUUCUAGCAAUGUUUUUUAUCUUGAUGAACGAACUAUCUUUUAUACGUGUGGUUGUUAUUGUGUCUUUUUUAACACCGAACAGAAAACCAUGCGAUUUCUCAUAGCAUCAGAGAAAGGAGCUGAAAUAACUGCAAUGGCUGUAUCUCCGCGCCGUAACUAUUCGGCUGUCGCUUUGAAUUCCGAGAAACCGUCUGUAAACAUUCUUGAUUUGUUAACUAAGCGGAAAAUAAGAACUUUAGUUUGUCAAGUAUUGCAUUGUAAGAUCGUUAGUUUGUCUUUUUCAUCUACUUCUCGAUAUCUUGUGGCCAUAUGUGACGACCCAUCACGAACCUUACUUUACUGGUCAUGGAAAAGAUCGAAACUACUUCUCUCGACCAAAGUGACAGUUUCUGUUGCACCGGAGAUUCUUCAUUGCGUUAGUUUCAACCCUCAGACACAUCUCAACGUGUAUGUAUUUGGCAACAAGUUUCUUAAAUUGUUCCGCUUCGAAGGAUGCAAAAACAAACAGUUCAAUUUUCCGACGAUCGUACCUCAAGAUUUCAAAUGCUAUUGCUGGGAUGCGAACCAACGUCUUUUGGUGGGUACAGGCAGUGGCCGAGUGUUGUUUAUCGAAGAUAAAGAUUUAAGACUUGACUUUAAUGUAUUCCAAUAUACGUAUGUUUCCGACGAAUCCGUCAAGUCGUACGGAGUAACGGCUAUUACCAGUUAUUCUAAAGGGUUUAUUACAGCGUGUGGUAAAUGUGUGCACUUUUUUGAAAGGAUUGAGGCCAAGGAUACUUACAAGUUUGUCAGGAGUGUUUUUCUGCCGUCAGAUGGUUUGGAAAAAAGUGACCUGUGUGACCAGAUUAUAAAAUGGAUGAUGGUGAAUCCAUCGGAUGACGUUCUUGCUAUUAGCACCAAUAUGAAACAACUGUAUUCCACAAAAAUUUAUCCACGGGAAACAAAACAUACGAAUAAAGUAAUUGUGUUUGAUGUUUUAGUGCAUCCUUUCCAUUAUAAAUCUGUCACUGGAUGUUGUGUCUGUUUAUGGAAACCUUUCUUUGCAACCAGCUCGCUAGACGGUUCUAUAAAACUAUGGAACUACAAAACGUGUAGCUUAGAAUUUUCUCGAGAUUUUUCAUCAGAAGUCUACAGCAUAUCUGUGCACCCAAUGGGACUAUUUCUUCUGGCAGGCUUCAGCGACAAAUUACGUUUCAUGUAUAUUCGUAAGAACGACUUCAAACAGUUUAAGGAAUUCGAUAUCCGCAUGUGUACGCAUUGCAACUUCAGUCGAGGUGGUCACAUGUUCGCAGCGGUCAGCAAUCGCGUCAUACUGGUGUACUCGGCGAUUAAUUUCGAAAAGCUAGCUAAACUAAAAGGUCACAACGGCAAAAUUCAAACUACCGUCUGGUGUGUGGAUGACAAUAAUCUUAUCUCAUGCGACAUGGAUGGAGCAGUUUACGAAUGGGAAAUAAGAACCGAGAAGCGAAUUUGUCAGUGUAUCUUGAAAUCAUGCUCUCAUCAUGAUCUUACAAUAAAUUUCGACAAGAAAUUAUACGUCGUUGAUUCGGAUUAUUCUUUGAAAGAAAUCUACAAGUCUCACGUAAUACGAACAUUGCUGACGGAUAAGGUUCUUUUCACAUCAAUUGCUCUGUCAUGGUCCAAUACAAUGCUAUUUGUAGGAACUAAUAAUGGUCAUAUAAGAAGUUUGGAGUAUCCUGUAACGUUAAGUGGAAAAUAUCUUGAUUAUCCUUGUCAUAGUCUCGAAACUACACACGUGAUUUUUACACCUGAUGAUCGAUAUUUAAUUUCAACAUCAACAGAUUCUUCGAUUGCAAUAUGGAACGUUACUGAUUUUGAAGGUCGAAAUUUCAAACGAGACAUGAGUACCAUUUGGACCGAAGAAGUUUUAAUUCCGAGCGAAAAGUUGAAAGCAAAAAAUUCUUCAAUUUUAAAUCUGAAAUUGCGUGUAGAAAACCUUUCCAAUGAAAACUCGUACCAAUUGUAUCUCAGAGACAUAAGCUACAACGACAAAAUAAAAGAGAUAUGCGGAAAUUAUAUUCAAGAAAAAGAAAAUUUGGAAACCAAAAAUGAAAUUCUAGCGAGCGAUAAAGUCAGAGAAAAUGCUAAGUAUGACAAACAAAUGGCAAAACUUGUUGAUAGUCAUUGCACAGAAGUAGAGUCCCUCAAUCGUGCUAGUGAUAGGAAGUUAUUGGAUGAAUGUGAAAAAUUGAAGACCCUCCGUACAAGAUUAACGACACUACUAGAAGAACAGGAGCAAGAAGAACAAGAUAUGGUAGAAAAACAUGAACAUCUAGAAAAACAGUUGAGAGAAGAAUACAAAAAGAAAUUCGAAGAUUUAGAAAAAGAAAUUGGUCAAUACGAGGAAGAAAUUUUGAUAAAGCAGAAAGAACACAAUAAAGCCGAGAAACAGAUAGAGAGGGAUGCCGAAGUAGAAUAUAUCAACAAAAAAACUGAAUAUGAGAAACAGUUAUAUAUCGAGAGGCAUGCUAAUUUUGAAACGAGAGACCAAAAUGACAUUUUGAGGAAGAAACUCUUAGCUUUCCCCAAAGAACUAAAAGAAAGUGAAGAUGAAUGCCACAAACACAAAAUGGAAGUAAAAAGACUAAACAUUGUUAAGAAUAAUCUGGAGAAAGAUGUACAUCACUUGUUAAAUGAACUAGAGAUCCAAUGCCAAGGGCUAAAUGAUGAAGAAAGACGUUUUUUUGACCUGAAGUUGACGAAUCACAAUAUCGAUGUGUCAAAAUGUGAACUGGAAUGUAAAAAUAUCACCGAAUUGAAACGCCAAAUCGAAGCGAGGGAGACAGCAAUCGAUAACUUGAAAAAGCAGGUCAGCGCCAUGGAAACCGAACUGGGAUACUUUACACGCCAGUUUGUCACCAUGGGCCAGUCGAUAGCAGAAACGAAAGAGAAAUUAGUAGCCGCCUCACAAGAACUGGACCAAGUACGCACGAUGCUGCACAAAAAAACAGCCGUGUUGAACAGCUUUUGCUCUGAUCUUUUCAAUUGCAUGACCUUCAUACGAGAACCGCAGAAGCUGAAGAACAACAUCAAAUCUCUUUAUAGAAAUUACAUCGCGAGGAAUGAUGACAAGAUUGUCGUUACAGAUCCCGGCGUACAAAUGGAAUGGAGUCGGCAACGGAACCAUUUCGAAUACACAAUACACAAAGUAAAACAUCAGUUGAACAGCACCACAAAACAGGUUUCUCGAGAUACUAAUCGCUUGCUAACGAAAUGCAAUUACAUAGGAGAAAUAUUGCAGAAAACCAGAUAUCAAAACUAUCGUUUGCAUUCGAUACUCGGGGGAGCUAAAUGAAAACUAUGUAUUGGAUCCUGUUUAUUGAUCAUCUCACUUUAAUCAUUUGAAUGAAACGAAACGAAUCAUAUGUUGCAAUAUAUCUGUUUUGCAUAGAGAAAAACUGCUGUGAAGCAACAAUUUUUUUAUAAUAUUGUUAUAACUAAUAAAGUUAAUCUCACCGAA
This is a messenger RNA of Octopus bimaculoides (California two-spot octopus), 3669 nucleotides long. Its product is annotated as cilia- and flagella-associated protein 57. Gene Ontology annotation, molecular function: protein binding. Lineage: Eukaryota; Metazoa; Mollusca; Cephalopoda; Octopoda; Octopodidae. The record is from RefSeq and is a predicted model, not a curated record.